CUCCACCCCACAUUGUCUUCCCCACAUUUCAUCUUCACUCUUCAGCCUCAUUCUCACUCUCACUGUAUCACACAGACACGCAGCCUCACUUUUUCCCCUGCCCUUGCCAAUGGAUCCCAACAACAAGCCACAGAAGAAGAAGUGCUUUCUCUCACUUGUUUUCUCUCUCCUCCUAUCCACUUUCCUCAUCUUACUCUCCGUCUCCGUCUCCUCCAACCCAUCCUCUCACUUCAAUCCUUCUUCUCGGAGCGUCGUUGCCCAUGAAAAGCCGCGUUUCGUUGAAUCCAAGCUUCGCGUGUCCCCCACGUCCGCCGACCCUGUUCCCAGAAUCGCCUACUUGAUAUCUGGAUCAAUGGGAGAUGGCCGGAGUCUCAAGAGGACGCUCAAGGCUCUUUACCAUCCGAGAAACCAGUACGCCGUGCAUUUGGACCUCGAGGCCUCCGAAGAGGAGAGGCUGGACUUGGCUAAAUUCGUCAGAGACGAGCCCGUCUUCGUGAGAUUCGGGAACGUGAGGAUGGUAGUGAAGGCUAAUUUGGUUACGUAUAGAGGACCCACCAUGGUCACUAACACGCUUCAUGCGGCGGCUAUUUUGCUCCGGGAAGGUGGAGAUUGGGAUUGGUUCAUUAAUCUCAGUGCUUCCGAUUACCCGCUGGUCACUCAGGACGAUCUGCUACAUACACUCUCAACCAUACCGAGGCAUCUUAACUUCAUUGAGCACACCAGUGAUAUUGGCUGGAAAGAGCAUCAGAGGGCCAGGCCUAUUAUUAUCGACCCAGGUCUUUAUAGCGUUCAUAAAUCUGAUGUAUUUUGGGUGACACAGAAAAGAAGUGUGCCCACUGCUUACAAGCUGUUUACAGGUUCUGCAUGGAUGAUGCUGUCUCACCCAUUUGUUGAAUACUGUUUGUGGGGUUGGGAUAACUUGCCAAGGAUAGUCUUGAUGUAUUACGCCAACUUCUUAUCAUCACCUGAAGGAUAUUUCCACACAGUUAUCUGCAAUGCUGAGGAGUUUCGCAACACAACUGUGAACCAUGAUCUCCAUUUUAUAUCAUGGGACAACCCUCCAAAACAGCAUCCACAUUUCCUUACAGUUCAUGAUUACCAGAGAAUGGUGAACAGCCAUGCUCCUUUCGCAAGAAAAUUUGGCAGGAACGUACCAGUACUAGACAAGAUUGAUUCUGAGCUCUUGGGCAGGAAGGCGGAUGGAUAUGUGCCUGGUGGUUGGUUGAGACAGACAAAUUCAAACAUCACUAAACCAGAUUAUGUUGUGAGAAACACUACUGAUCUUAGGCCUGGUCCUGGUGCUGAGAGGCUGAAACAGCUCAUCAAUGGUUUGUUAUCAGCAAAGGAUUUUAAGGCAAAACAGUGUCCAUGAAAGCUGGGUUCGGCAAACCCUCCUUUCCAUUGCUCAGAAGCAAAAUGCCAAGUCAUCUCUUCAUCAGGUCGCUCUGGGAUCAUCGUCACACGGUAAGAAUGAUAGAACGCAACAGAAGAAUGAAAUGACUGUUUCUCUGCAAAUACGCUUUACCGAUGGCCGACUUUACUCACACACAUUUGGUAUACUACCACAAGUUUGGAGUUAUUAUGUAUCAGAUUGCUUCAUACGAUAUUCAGGAAUUUUUACUGGACUACUAGUACUACCAGUCAUCAAUAAAAUUUUAUUAUUCUGAAUAA
Prosopis cineraria is the source of this 1671-nucleotide messenger RNA. RefSeq names its product beta-glucuronosyltransferase GlcAT14B-like. The transcript has 4 exons. The record is from RefSeq and is a predicted model, not a curated record. NCBI's taxonomy places the organism in Eukaryota, Viridiplantae, Streptophyta, Magnoliopsida, Fabales, Fabaceae. Gene Ontology annotation, molecular function: glucuronosyltransferase activity. Gene Ontology annotation, cellular component: membrane. The coding region runs from base 110 to 1372 and encodes 420 amino acids.